GCACAAUGUUUCUUUUUUUUUUCCUUUCAUUUUGAUGUCACAAGUCACAACCAUUGAAAGAGACAGGGACCUAAAUGCCAUUAUCACAAACCUGAACCCCCUUUCUGCAAUUCCAUUGAAACCUUCUCUCUCCCACUUCCAACUUCUUUACCUUCACUUCCACUCACUCCACACACAAAGUGGUGGAACACCAACAACAACAACAUCAACAGUAACAGCAACAAGAAGAAGAAGAAGAAGAAGAAGAAGAAGAAUCUCUUCACUCUUCUGCACUGAAAGUUUCCAAAUGGGGACUCGAAUCCCUUCACACCAGCUCAGCAGCGGGCUCUACGUCUCGGGUCGACCCGAACAACCGAAAACCGAGCGCCAGCCAACAAUGGCGUCGCGGUCGGUUCCAUACACCGGCGGCGACCCAAAGAAAUCCGGCGAGCUCGGGAAAAUGCUGGAAAUCCCCACCCUCGAUCCCACCAAACCUUCGCGCGCCUCUUCCUCCUCUCAGCAGAGUAGCGGCCCGGUGAGAUCCGGACCCAAUUCGGGUCAUGCUGGGAGAACCAGCGGUUCGGGUCCGUUACCGAGGAAAUCUUCCGGGUCUGGUCCGAUAGGUCCGACGGGGCUGAUAACGUCGGGUCCGAUUGGGGGUGGUCGGCGGUCGGGUCAGCUGGAGCAGCCAACCGGGUCGGUGGGGAAGGCGGUAUACGGGUCGGCGGUGACGAGUUUGAGCGAGGAGGUGAAGGUGGGGUUUAGGGUUUCGAGGGCGGUGGUGUGGGUGUUUCUGGUGGUGGUGGCGAUGAGUUUGCUUGUUGGGGUGUUUCUGGUGGUGGCGGUGAAGAAGGCGGUGAUCUUGGUGGCGUUAGGGGGGAUUAUUGUGCCUGUUGUGGUGUUGAUGAUUUGGAAUUGUUGUUGGGGAAGAAGAGGGCUUUUAGGGUUUGUCAAAAGGUACCCUGAUGCUGAGCUUAGAGGUGCCAUUGAUGGACAGUAUGUCAAGGUUACUGGGGUUGUAACCUGUGGCAGUAUUCCUUUGGAGUCGUCCUACCAAAGAGUACCUAGAUGUGUAUAUGUCUCCACUGAACUAUUUGAAUAUAAAGGAUUGGGUGGAACAUCAGCUAAUCCCAAACAUCGUUGCUUAUCCUGGGGUUCUAGAUACUCCGAGAAAUACGUAGCAGACUUCUAUAUAUCAGAUUUCCAGACUGGAUUAAGAGCAUUAGUGAAAGCAGGCUAUGGUGCCAAGGUUGCUCCUUUCGUGAAUCCAACUACUGUAGUUGAUGUAACAAAGGGAAACAGAGAGUUAUCUCCAAAUUUUGUUGGCUGGCUUGCAGAUCGCAAACUCUCUAGUGAUGACCGGAUAAUGCGCCUCAAGGAAGGGUACAUCAAAGAAGGUAGCACCGUGAGUGUGAUGGGAGUUGUCCGCCGACAUGAUAAUGUGCUCAUGAUUGUUCCUUCAACAGAGCCUGUCUCAACAGGCUGUCAAUGGCUCCGCUGCCUUUUGCCAACCUAUGCCGAAGGUCUUAUCUUAACAUGCGAGGAUAAUCAAAACAGUGAUGUUAUUCCUGUUUAGUAUCUUGCUUGCUGUUUUCCUUGGAAAGGCAGUGUUGCAACUUGCAAUACUGAAAUGGCAAAAAAACUAAUGGGGGAAGUCCUACACUACAGAAUCUGAAUGUAUUCCACUAGCAAGUUUUUCUGUAAAUUGGCUUGGAAGAAGAGAUGCAAAGUAGAUAACUAAUAUUGUCAUAGUAAUCAGAAUAUGACGUGAGGAUCCAUCAAGGGUGUAAUAUCCACGUUUCCACGAAGUUCCACAUUGUCCUUUUUUCUGCUUAUUUUAUGUACAUAGGUAGAGUUGCCCGAAGGGGUUCAAAGUAAUGUAUUAGUUAAUUGUAAGCCGGAAUGUAGCUUUGUAUUAAUUGCCAGGUAUGAGUUAAGUUGUAUUCAUAAGUUGAUAUAUUGUGUACCGCUCUUGUUAGCGGCUGUAAAAGCUGAAAACCAUCAAAUGUUACCACAAUUUGUAUAAAUGUUGCCUAAAAGUAAGUUUUAGCUUUCGUUUUUGUGUUA
Messenger RNA from Lotus japonicus, 2046 nucleotides. RefSeq lists its product as uncharacterized. The record is from RefSeq and is a predicted model, not a curated record. The coding region runs from base 35 to 1555 and encodes 506 amino acids. Lineage: Eukaryota; Viridiplantae; Streptophyta; Magnoliopsida; Fabales; Fabaceae. The transcript is spliced from 4 exons.